This is a messenger RNA of Choloepus didactylus (southern two-toed sloth), 7220 nucleotides long. It is a transcript of the gene SFT2D2, whose product is annotated as SFT2 domain containing 2. The record is from RefSeq and is a predicted model, not a curated record. The coding region runs from base 1431 to 1973 and encodes 180 amino acids. Gene Ontology annotation, biological process: vesicle-mediated transport. The transcript has 8 exons. NCBI's taxonomy places the organism in Eukaryota, Metazoa, Chordata, Mammalia, Pilosa, Megalonychidae. Gene Ontology annotation, cellular component: membrane.
AAGGGCACAUAUUUUUGUUGGAACUGCCUCCUAAUGUCAGUGAUUUUGAUCUUUAUCAGGGCUGGAAUCUCACCAUCCUCUUGCGGCUCUUUAGCACUCCAAAGGCUGAGACCAAUUCAAAUUUUGAUACUUAAAUUUGGUUUCUCCUCUUUAAAAAAAAAAGGAUGAAAUAUCCCUGUUGCUUCUAAGUAGUGAUGAGGCAACAAAUCCAUCCAAUCCUGCUACCACACUUCUAUGCCUAUAGGCAGCUCAAUUUUUUUCCACAUAGGCAAGGUAAGCUCUUUGGUACUUGCUUGAGUAGGAAGAGUGGUGGCUUUUGAUUUUCUUCUGUCCUUGGUGAGAGGUUAAACCAGUUACUGAGAAGUGGUCUAACCUGAUUGUCUGGAGCCCAAUAAAGCCUAUAACCCAGCUUCAUAUCGAGCAUCACAUGGCUCAUUGUGGAGGGCCUAUCCUAGGGAGGGUUAAGAAAGCCGAGGAGGGUUUUUUCUUGGCACAGAACUGGGUGCCCCAUCUGUCAGGUCCUAUCUCCCUGCUCCCUGCACGUUACCAUCCCCAGUGGUGCCUUUCUGUGCAGGGUCAUGUGUCACCACAUGUUUCUGCCAGUGCUGUAUGUGUCUGUGUGUGAGUUCACGUGUGUGGCAUUGCAGUGUCAUGAGCUCACUUUCCAUCUGUGUGAGUAUAGGGGGCUGUAGGAAGAGAACCCCUUCUGGUAACCUGACCUAAAUACCUUCCAUGUGAGUAUAUUGAUGCUGCCACACCUGGGGGAGCCUCUGGUCCUUCUCUACAAGCUUCUGGUUUGACAGGUAGUUUGGAGACAGGGUUGAAAACAGGUCCCUGAGCUGAGGGCACUCAAGGCUGAGGGAGUUGCCAGGCUGGUGACUGUUGCAGCCUCUUCCACCAGCUUCCUUCUUCCGUCAGCUGGGUGGCAGUGUGGCGGGCAGCUUUCACUGCAUUGCCAAAUGCAGACUGGGGGGGCCACACACGACGAGUCUUGCAUACACAGGUGCAUGGUGUCUGGUUGCUGUGUCCUGGCUGUGCAGAGGCAAGCCUUUGCCUUCAGCAGCAGCUGCCUGGGUCCAACUUACAGCAGCUCUGCCCACGUGCAUCUGGUGGGCACAAGGUCUCUGGUGCAGGUGCUUGGCUGUUGUUUUUGAUAUAAGGGAAAAACUACUGGGAGAUAUCCACAGGCUCAAGACCAGUUUUAGGAGGGCUUUUCUGGAAAUCAUAGCUCCCUGACCUUUGUUCUGGGGAGGGAUUAAUCAUGAUGGCAGAGAGUCAGGAUGAGCAGGACGGUAAUUAAUUAACUAGCAUCUAUUUCAUGCUUGGGUGACUUGGCUAAGCCAGUGCCCUGUAAGUACAGUAUCUGCACCAAGAGUGAGUAAUGUGAGUCCUGGUAAGGAUGAGAGCCUUAACCCUCGGAGGUCCCGGCAAUGCUGGCAGGAGCAGCAGCUGCCGAGGCAUGGGUCUUUGGCAGAGGAGGAGAGGAUGAUCAGUGGAUCCAACCGCCUAAGUGCAGUCCCUCGUCUUUUCGCUGUUUCCUGGGACCCUACCAGGUUGUUGAGGCAUCUUCUUUAAGUUGGAGUACCAGAAUAAAAGGCUUCAUUGCAUGUUUUGCUGUAGGAAUUCUCUGCUCACUGCUGGGUACUCUUCUGCUGUGGGUGCCACGUAAAGGACUAACCCUCUUCGCAGUGUUUUAUACCAUUGGUAACAUCGCAUCACUUGGGAGUACCAUCUUCCUCAUGGGGCCCAUGAAACAGCUGAAGCGAAUGUUUGAGCCUACGCGCUUGAUAGCAACCAUUGUGAUGCUGUUGUGUUUUGCACUUACCCUGUGCUCUGCUUUUUGGUGGCAUAACAAGGGACUUGCGCUUAUCUUCUGCAUUUUACAGUCUUUGGCCUUGACGUGGUAUAGCAUUUCCUACAUACCAUUUGCAAGGGACGCUGUGAAGAAGUGUUUUGCUGUGUGUCUCACCUAAUACGUGGCCAGUUUUGCAAAGCUUUGGACAGCACAGUGGACGGAUGCUGGUGGACUAUUUUGUAAAUAUUUUUCUAAACCUCUGUCUUACAGACUUGUGCCUUUGAGCUUGCAGCAUUGUGCUGCUUGCGAUUCAAACAUUUGAGAGUUGCUUUUUGGGAAGGAAUGAUAAUGUUCCCAAACCUAAAUGUCUGUAGCCUGGUGUGAGAGGUUCUGUCUUAUGGAGUGGAAUUUUCCUCAUGCACCUUCCUGUUUCCUCUUUGAAGGGUGUUCCGCUGAUUCUCAUAAAUAAAAGCCUUGUUAAGCAGCAGCAGAUAAGCUUUGGGAGCUGGUGAUUCCCAGGUGGUGACAGGCAGCCUCCCUGGAGAUCACAGGAAUACAACAGUAAGGGACAAAGUUUUCGGCCGUGAGAGGGAUCAGCAGGGGCUUUGCAGACUUGUCCCGUAGUCCGGAGACUUCCACCCCUGCCUCACACGGCAUGGACAAGCUUCUACUCCAGUGUCUGGGAACAAGCGAUUCUGUUUUACUAAUAGCUGCACAUGAGCCUGUGGCGAGCCCGGCAGUGGACUGAAGGAGGAAAUAAGAACUUUUGGUAAAAUGUGUUGUUUAUUAGUCUGAACUUAGGCACUCUUGCUCUUCUGAUUCCACACCUGACUGUGGAAUGUGUUUUCUAACAUUCAGUGCAGACUAUUUCCUCUUGGGUUUUUCUUUCUUUUUUUUUUUCCUACUCCUCCAACAUAUCUUUACUGACCUCCUAGAACUAGAUUGAGAGAGAGCAAAGCAGCAACAGAAAACACUGCUGUUUCCUUUUGGAUAAGAGCUGAUAGGAGGUGAAGAAUCUUGCUGCUCUUUGCUACAUUAUUUUUUCUUUGUUAUUUAUAAAUGUUUGCUUUUCAACUGAUUUUAUUUUCUGUUCUCCCCUGGGCCAGAGCCAGGGGAGAACGGGCAGGAAGACCGAGUCCUGCUGCGGUGCCAGCAGGAAGUAGGCAUGCCUGCCUGGUGACCUUUAAACACUCCCAGCUUUUGCACUUCAGCCUGGGGGAGGACUCCAUAGCUGACAGCUGUAAUGUCUCAGCCUGAUGCCUAACCACAAAGUGCUUUUGUGUCCAUGAUCUUAUCUGAGCCUCAUGAGAGCCUUAUGACAACCAGGGAUUAUUGUCCCACUGUGCAGGCGAGGAAAUUGAAGACCAAAGAGGUUCCCAAAUCUACCCAAAGCCUCGGACGGUGGCAGAGUGGGGCCCUGAGCUCGGGUGCCCCAGCUGCAGCCUCCUUCAUGACUCAAGGUUUCUGGCGUGUCUCUGGUGAUACCUCCUCUAACUAUUUUCCUGGUUUCAUCAGCUAAACCUGUACCUUUUCUGGUUCCCUUCUCUUUAAGUUGCUUAUGCUGCCCCCUUUUUCUCCCAUCUUCCCUUUUGGAAGCUUCCUCCUAGCUCCAUAGGAUGUUCAGGAGGCCCCGUGUUCCCUUGCAGCUCCUUCUUGCUGCUUGACUCUUGUAAGAGUCCUGUCUUGACCAUCCAGAGGCCUUGGCUCCCAGGGUCUCUGAAGCCACCCUACAAAUGGAGUCUUUCUGGGUUUGCCUGUCUGCCCUUUCCUCAGGUCCGGCUGGUCCACUUGUCUGCUCAGUUGGGUUCCUCUAGGCAUUUUCAAACCAAGGUGUGGCCCGCUGGUUGUCUCCUUGCUUGUGGCGAGGUACUGAACUUUGUCUUCUGAUCUUUUCUUUCUCCUGCUGCAGCCGAGACUGCAGACUUGCUAGCCUUUUCUUCUGAGCUGGGGAGGAAUGAAGAGUCCUGUUGGGGUCCAGAGGGAGAAGCCAAUCUUCCCUGUCCUUCCCAAGCUGUUGAAAUCAUCCUGUCUUUUAUGCUGAGGUCCCAAACUUGCCUUCAGUCAGCAAGGGAAGUUACACGUUACCCUCUGGCCUUUGUGGUGCCUCUGGGAGACAGUUCAAAUCUCAGAAGGGCUCUGACAUGAGGAAGGGGACUGAAGGAGGUCAGGAGUGCCCACAGUUCCUUCUCUUGAGUGCUCAUGUGAGACUGGAGUAAUAAUUCUAAAAAGCUAACCCUGAGCACCCUUUUUUAAUGGCUGGACUUGAUGCUGUGGGAUGUCACAGGGUUAUAUAUUAUAUAUUAUAGUGUUAUAUAUUGUAUUGGUAGUGAACGUAGGCUUUGAAGUCAAACAGAUCUAGGUGUGAGUUGUGGCUCGCUUACUUCUCAGUUGUGUCACUUCAAAUAAGUUACUUAACUUCUGGUUCCUCAGUUUGGUCAUGUCUUUAAAAAAUGGGAAUAACAAUUCCUGCUGUAUCAUUAUUAAAUAUUAUUAUUUAAUCCCAGAGAUAACCGAUCACUUUUGUAGGUGACAGGAUGAGCAUCUGUGGCUAUUUAUUUAUUCAAUGAAUAUUUAUCUAGUGCCAACUAUGUAUCUGGCACUGUGGACACUGCCAUGCAUUUAUCUCAUUUAAUAUUCACAGUGACUGUGAGGUGAGUGGUCUUGUCUCUGUUAGUACAGAGAAGGAAUAGGUGCAGGGAUUAAGGGGCUGGUACCAGAUCUCACCAGGAGAGGGCGUUGGGCAGGGUUCCUGGUAGGUCCGUCUUGCAUAAAGGCUUCUGCUUUGCCUUGACUUCUGUGGCCUGUGGCCACUAUCAACAGCUUUUGGAUGACCCCACCUGUGAACUUCCAGACGCCUAGACCUUUCCCUCUGUUGCCUUAUCCUUUGAAGGCUUCCCUACCUGUUCAUACCUGAUGGGCUGUGUGGGGAAGAACUCCCUUUCAAACCUGUUGAAUGCUAUUGCAAAACAACAGUGCUGGUUUAAAAACAACCCAGUAGGUGAGACACGUUUGUUAGAAUUAGGGUUUUAGAUCCUGUGACCGGGAGUGGUCCCUGUUCCUUCAUUCUACCCUGUUCACUGCUGGGUGAGGAAGAGGUGAUGGCACUUCAGCAGUGAUGAGUGAACGGCUGAGGUGACUUUUGCAGAUGGGAAGAUGUGGUGUACACCAGAGUUACCCCCCUGACAGUCUACAAGUGCUGGCGUGAGUGUGCCCCUCCCUGUGCUCACUACUCUAUGAUGGCUGUACUGGCAGGAGCACUGCCCCUCCCAACCAGGGGACCUGGCCCCCAGUGCUCUUGGCCUCCCUCGCUUCUUCCCGUCCUCCGGAGACUACUUGUUUGACAUCAGGCAAGCCUGUUCAGCAACUGCUUGACUUCCGUCCCCUCCUGUCUCACCAGCUAAAAGAAUUCUCCUCUUGCAGAACGUGCUCAGAAGGAAACUUGGUUCCCGUCCCCUGUGUGUAGCUGGGUCCUAGCUGCUCCCGCUCAGACCCUGACUCAAGGUUCUCUCCCCCUGAAAGACAGGGAAGGGUGAAACACUGUCCCUAGUUUAGCAUUUUCACUGGACCUAGUUUCUCUCAGGGCUUGUUGCUGCCAUCUAUCCAUCACCUUUGGUAAUUUUUUGGCUCAUCUGCCUGGGUUCUGCCUCCCUUCCACCCUAAUCAGUGCAUUCUUAGGGAAAAAGAAAUGAAAUCAUGAAAUGCAUCCUAAGCAAUAUUACUUUUGGAUACUUCUGUUAGAAUAGAUAAUUAAGAAGUGGGCCAUCCGUUCAAGAAAGGAUAUGGGGAUGCUGGUUUGGCUUCUGCUUUCGAUAGCCCUAUGGGAGCGACAGGUAUUGCAACAUUAGUGAGGAGACUUACUGGAAUGGAUCAGGAAGUAAAACGGCAGCCCUUUGGCUGUGGAAUCCCUUUUCUAUGGGACAGUCUACAUCAGACCACCGUUACCUUCUCUUUCCUCAGAUAACUUCUGACUAUAGAGUUGAACUGCCAGAUUACAAAUACUUUUCAAAUCACAACCUACAAUAAACCUCAUUUUCUAAAAAUAAAUAAACAAAAUACCACUGUUUAAAGUAUAUAAAGCCAUUUUGAUAGAUUUUUGGCAUAGCUUUUUUGAAAAUUUUAAAAUUGAAGGUUUGGUUUUUUAAGUGUUUUAAUAUGUACAGUAGUUCCUUUAUGGAUGGCAUUUUUAAAAAAGCUAAUAGACUGCUGAAUUUAAAUACAGUUAAAUACAAUAAUUCUUGAUAAGAUAUUUUAAAAAAGUUAGAAGUCUAAAUUUUUUUGAAAUUUCUGUUUAAAAAGUUGGUUGGGAAGUCAAAUUAUGUGACUUCAAAGUACAUUCUAAUUCUGAUAAUUCAUCAUUUUGUGAAAUUCUGAGAUCUUGAAUAUUUUUAGUUGAGCAAAGAGGAAAGUGCUACACAGUUUAUUUGAUCCUAGUAAACUCAGGAUUAGGUAUUUACUUCUACCUUUUGGUUAUGUCCAUUUCUACUCCGAAUGCAUAGGUGACGCUCCUAAGUCCCUGAGACACUUAAACUUGGCCAUGGCCUCAUAAAUCACUUGCAGAAAUCUCUCUCCAGUACGUUAGUAUACCCCAUUGAGGCUGAUGGGAGCAGUGAAGCCUUUAUUAAAGUAAAUCGACAAAAUAAACUAUCAUCCUUUCUGGCAGAAGAUGAUAAAGUAAAGCUUAGAAAUGUAGAAAAUGAUUUUUUUUAUAGACGGGAUGAUCUGAAAGCAGGGAAGAGAGAGUCCAGUGCACAGGAGAAACUUGGCUAAUUAAAAGAUCAAUUCACAAUGUAGUAAAUAAUUAGCAAUGUAUAUAUUCACAACAAAGUAACAUCACUAUGUUUAAUAAACAGCAAAAGAAAAAAAAAUGGACAAGAGGUCACUGAUUAUAAAUAGGCUGCCUGGACUUAGCGUUUUUGUGAGGCAUCUUUUAAAGAUCAAAUUGGGCCUGGGGUCUGGGCAGAAUGUUGCCUUCUGCCUGUUUAACUUCCAAACUGCAAGAAGAGGUAAUAAAUCUUCCUCUAAGUACAAAGAACCUUGUAUUUCUGUAAUCUCCUUUAGGAGAACCAUAGUUUACAUUCAAUUUUGUGAUCUUUUUGCUGUGAAAAGUGUUUAUUUUACCUUUUCCACUAUGUUUUCUUGACUUAGCAACCUUGAACAAGCAAAGAAAAAAAAAGCCCUUGGGGAAUUUAUGUGUUGUCAGAACAUUGUGCCUCUUCUAAUAUGAUGAGCUUUGAAAACAGUUUGUUAAAACACAAAUCAAUUUUUUGUAAUUGUAUAGACAUUCAUAAGUAAUUUUAAAUGCUGCUGAUUGCAUAACUGAAUUUUUUAUAUCCAAACACUUUGUUAACUAAGCUGGUAACUAAGCUGUUUUCGUCCCCAAAUGUUAUAAUUGUCAUUUUUUUUUUUUUUUUGGCUUUUGUUUUCC